Molecule: messenger RNA, 946 nt
Organism: Homarus americanus (American lobster)
Lineage: Eukaryota; Metazoa; Arthropoda; Malacostraca; Decapoda; Nephropidae
Product: sarcosine dehydrogenase, mitochondrial-like
Exons: 5
Coding region: 17-931 (304 amino acids)
Cellular component (GO): mitochondrial matrix; cytoplasm; mitochondrion
Molecular function (GO): sarcosine dehydrogenase activity
Source: RefSeq, a predicted model, not a curated record
UCUCUAAGGUGGUACGAUGGCUGCAGCUUUCUUGAGGUGGGGCAAGGUGUUACCCCUCACCAACACCGCUUUUAGAGGUGUGGGUGGCGGUGGCAGAAGUUUGGGUGUGAGCGGUGAGAGGACUACCAGCAGAGGGGCAAUAGGAGUGCCUCAUCAGAAUACCGUUAGGGAUCAGGCGUCUUCGUCGUCGUCGGUCGAGUCACUGCCAGGGGAGGCGGACGUGGUUGUGGUGGGGGGAGGAGUGGCUGGGUGUAGCGUCCUCUACCACCUUGCCAAGCUUGGCCUCACCAACACUAUCCUUCUCGAGGCUCAUCAGCUCACUGCAGGGACCACUUGGCACACAGCUGGACUCUUUUACCGUCUAUCGAGUAAUGAGGUGGACUGCAUGCUGCAUGGCUCAACUAUGAGGAUCUGUCUGUCCCUGGAGGAGGAAACCGGCGUCAACCCCGGCUGGAUCAACAACGGCUCCCUCUUCCUCACCUCCAGGAAGGAAGAUCAACCCCGGGAGCGUCAGCAGAGCCUCGAGCAGAUGAUGAGCUUGAGUAAGGUGUUCGGGGUGGAGAGUCAUUUGCUAAACCCCGCCCAGAUCAAGGAUUUGCACCCGCUGUUGAACGUCAACGACCUGCAAAGUGCCGUGUACACUCCCACUGAUGGUUCAAUGGAUCCAGCUGGCAUUUGCCUGGCGUUGACGCGGGCGGCGAGAUGGGCAGGGGCUCGGGUGGUCGAAGGAUGCCGGGUCACCGACAUCACUACAGCAGAGACGACGCUGGGGGGCAGAAAGGUGACUGAGGUACACACAACCAGAGGCGUCAUCAAGACAAAUGUUGUCGUCAACGCUACAGGUAUUACAGGGCUACUAGAUAUCAGGUCCUCUCACGAAGUGCACACACACACACCUGUAAGGCCUAUGAGUAGUGGGACUUGCCAGUAGACUGUCCCACUUAAA